Cladocopium goreaui is the source of this 1109-nucleotide messenger RNA. The record is from the annotation of a GenBank genome assembly. NCBI's taxonomy places the organism in Eukaryota, Dinophyceae, Suessiales, Symbiodiniaceae.
AAGUAAAAGACGGUCCAAUGCCUUUCAUGGACUUUUCAUUCAGAGAUGGAGGGGGAAAGUGAGGAUGAGGACUUGCGUGACCGAGCCUCUUCUGCAGAGCCAUCCGGUGUGCACACUCCACAGGCACCUGGAUCACCUGCAGGAACUGUCCAAGCAUCACCACAUGGAGUAUUCCUGUCUCAGCCAGCUUCUAUUGAUGAGCCUUUGCUGCUGUUGGAUGAAGAAACUGUCCAGGCUCAACACGAAGCUGAACGAGUUGCUUUAAAUGAGGAACUCGCUGAAGCGAGACGCCGUGGGAAAGCAGACCGUGCAGCUGCCGAAGCUUUAGCAGUUUCCGUAGAGGAGCUCAAACGUGAGCAUGAAGAAGUACACCUCGAAAGACGGAGGCUAGAGAAAGAGAACGAGGUGCUGCGCCUGCAGCUUCAAGACCAUCACGGUAUCAUGGCGGCAGAAUGGGGACAGACACUGCAGUUUCAAGAGAGGCUUCGGCAAGAAGAAGCGGAGGUCGAAAAGCUGUCUGCAGAGGUGCUUCAACAUCAAUCAAGAAUCCAACAGCAGGAGGAGGAGCUAUGCUCAUUGCGCAAGGAUGCCAAGUGGUGGAGAUUACUUGGGCGUCAAUCGAAGGGGCUUGAGGAUGUGACCUGUGAAGAGAUGGACCAUAUCUUGGAGGUUGCCGUACCCGGCAUCGCUGGUCUCCAAGCAGAAUCACGAGCAAGGGCAAGAAGAAAUCGAAGUCAGCUUCGAGACGAGCUUGAGCAGCAGUUGUGUGCCGUGUGCAGAGACGCGAAGAAGGUAGUUUUGUUCCUUCCAUGUCAGCACCUAUGUGUUUGCGAAGGCUGCAGAGGAAAACUUCGACCGUACAGAUGUCCAAUGUGUCAGGAACCAAUACAGUCUCACAUCUCUCGCGUUCACUUCUGAGAGCCCUUUUCAACUAGGCAGAAAGCCUAGCAAUACUAGGCAACCAUCGUUGCCUUUUUAGGACAAAUCGGCUUUUUUUGUGCCGACAUGAAUAUCUUCAAUUCAUUGCCGCUGGCCAGACAGCCUUUGAAAUCCGAGCCGUUGCGUUUCCUGGGCUUCGUUGUGGAGCUUGGGCGUAGCCUUCUGUUUCU